Messenger RNA from Zingiber officinale, 339 nucleotides. RefSeq lists its product as uncharacterized. Bases 1 to 339 code for a protein of 112 amino acids. The record is from RefSeq and is a predicted model, not a curated record. Lineage: Eukaryota; Viridiplantae; Streptophyta; Magnoliopsida; Zingiberales; Zingiberaceae. The transcript has a single exon.
AUGGAGUCCGAGCGGAUAUUGAGCUACGACAAGGACAACACAGAACGGAAGCAGCUGGUGCUGGAUUUGAUUGAUGAGGAGCGAGCCAAAGCAACCGUCCGACUAAUGGCAUACCGGCAAAGGAUGAAGCAGAAUUACAUCAAGCGAGUAAUCCCCAGAGCGUUCCAGGUCGGCGACCUGGUGUGGAAGAAGGUAAAGCCGAUCGAUGAUGUUAGUAAGCUGGAGGCCCCAUGGGUUGGUCCCUUUAAGGUCGUUGAGAAGCUCCGAUCGGGCGCCUACUACCUCGAAUAUCAAGACGGACGACGGCUGGAACGGCCAUGGAGCGCUAAUCAUCUCUAG